Molecule: messenger RNA, 1449 nt
Organism: Fonsecaea nubica
Lineage: Eukaryota; Fungi; Ascomycota; Eurotiomycetes; Chaetothyriales; Herpotrichiellaceae
Product: mevalonate kinase
Exons: 1
Coding region: 1-1449 (482 amino acids)
Biological process (GO): ergosterol biosynthetic process; isoprenoid biosynthetic process
Cellular component (GO): cytoplasm
Molecular function (GO): mevalonate kinase activity; ATP binding
Source: RefSeq, a predicted model, not a curated record
AUGAACGGCACUCCCAAGGUCAACGGGGUCAACGGGGUCAAAGGGGUCAAUGGCCACGCAAAGGAUGGCUUGUCGCGCCAGUCCCUCGCAUCUCGGAAAUCAUCGUCCCCAAUGGCUCCGGCCUUUAUGACUUCAGCCCCAGGAAAAGUCAUCGUUUUUGGGGAACACGCUGUGGUUCACGGUAAAGCGGCAAUGGCAGCGGCCGUUUCCCUGCGAUCCUACCUCCUAGUUACGGCGCUCUCAAAGUCGCAUCGGACAAUUCAGCUUGUAUUCCCAGAUAUCGGACUCGACCACACCUGGAAUAUUGAUGACCUGCCAUGGCAUGUCUUCACAAAGACGACACGGAAACCUCGAUACUACGAUAUGGUCACGUCACUAGACCCCGAGCUGGUUUCUGCAAUGAAGUCACACAUCGAGACUGUGUCUACCCAUUUGAGCCCGGACAAGAGAAGGAUACAUCAGAAUGCGGCCUCUGCUUUCUUGUAUCUGUUUUUGUGCCUUCAGACGCCUGCUGCGCAGGCUUGUAUUUAUACCCUACGGUCUACGUUACCUGUUAGUGCAGGUCUCGGAUCGAGCGCAAGCAUUUGCGUGUGCAUUAGCGCUGCCCUUCUCAAACAGAUCCACGUCUUGUCAGGACCACAUCAUGAUCAGCCCGAGGAAGAAAUCCAGAUGCAACUUGAGAGAAUAAACAAAUGGGCCUUUGUUGGAGAGAUGUGCAUCCAUGGCAACCCCAGUGGGGUGGAUAAUACUGUCGCAACACAUGGAAGAGCUGUUCUAUUCAAGAGACUCGACUAUUCCAAGCCUCCAAGCGCCACGCCACUCAAAGACUUUCCCGAACUUCCAUUGAUGUUGGUCAACACGAAACAACCCCGCACAACCGCGGCGGAGGUCGCUAAAGUCGCUGCAAUGAAGAAGAAAUAUCCAGCCGUGACGGAGGCGACACUUGACAGCAUUGACGAAGUAACCAUGUCAGCACAUUCUCUGAUCACGUCGGACGAAUUCGACCCCACGUCAGAGCAAAACAUCGAGCAUCUGGGAGAUCUGUUCCGCAUUAAUCACGGGUUGCUGGUGUCGCUUGGGGUUUCUCAUCCCAAGUUGGAACACAUUCGGGAGUUGGUGGAUUACGCCGAUAUUGGCUGGACCAAACUUACGGGUGCUGGAGGCGGGGGAUGCGCCAUCACGUUACUCAAGCGAGGCGUCGACCCAGCCGCGAUUGUCGACCUGAAGCAAAAGUUUGAGGCGGCAGGCUUUGAGGAGUACACUACUACGCUAGGGGGUAAUGGUGUCGGCAUGCUCUAUCCAGCGGUCUUGCACAAUGGCACAGAAGAGGAAGGAGGCGAGGAAAUUGACCAACAGAAGUUUCUCAACGCCAAAGGUGAAGAGGGAAUCGAGGCGUUGGUUGGUGUCGGCCUUGACGAGAGGCGACCCGAAUGGAAGUUCUGGAGGUAG